AUGUCCGCGACAAGGUGGCGGUGUACACCACCGUUAUCAAUCGGUCAAAAUUUUCUAAUCAUACUCGCGACAACAUUUUGUUUGUCAAACGUGUUAGCUAACAACGAACGUGUCUUAGCGAAAGAUUUUACAAACGCUUGGAAGGAUUUGUCGAACGAUUGUUCGACGGAAGAAUCGACAAAUCUUUCGGUAUCCUGUCAAGGUGUCAGAAUCGUCAGAAAGGUUGUUCAACAAUUUAUCGAAAAUUCAAGCAAGGAACCGGACAUUGAAAUAUUCGAUGGAAUUAAUUUGGUCGAAGUCAACGAUCCUAUUAAUAUCAAUUCGAGAAAAGGAAGAUUUCUCAAAGGAUUCGGUAGCAUGACGCCGUUGCUGCAAUUUCUCGAGGCCAGAGAAUUGAGGGUUAAAUUGCCGAAAUUAUUGCCGCCCAAUUUCGAGACAGUAUUCAAAAAUACAUUGACCGCGUCUACGAACGGCGAGGGAAGAGCACGUGGCGGAGGAGGAUUCGGAGGAGGAGGAGGAGGAGGUGGCGGCGGGGGCGGUGGUAAAAAAGGCGGAGGUGGAAUGAUGAUAAUGGCUUUAAUGAUGGGUAAAAUGAUGGCAACCAUGGGAUUCGGUGCUCUCGGUUUGUUAACGUUGAAGGCAUUAAUGGUCUCCGGUCUUGCUCUGAUGCUGUCAAUAAUUAUUGCCGUUAAGAAAUUAGCCAGUGGCGGUGACGAAGGAGGUAGCGGACAUCACGUUGUUUACGCUCAAGAAGUCGGUCAUCAUCAUCGCAAGAAACGCAGUUUGCCGGAUGAACAUGAAAAUAAUGAAAUUCUUGACUUACCGUACAGAGGUUACUCAGAGCUUUACGGGGAUGUGAAGGUGUCUUGA
Molecule: messenger RNA, 870 nt
Organism: Polistes canadensis
Lineage: Eukaryota; Metazoa; Arthropoda; Insecta; Hymenoptera; Vespidae
Exons: 3
Coding region: 1-870 (289 amino acids)
Source: RefSeq, a predicted model, not a curated record